Molecule: messenger RNA, 900 nt
Organism: Punica granatum (pomegranate)
Lineage: Eukaryota; Viridiplantae; Streptophyta; Magnoliopsida; Myrtales; Lythraceae
Source: RefSeq, a predicted model, not a curated record
UCCAACGCGUACACCAAAAGAGGAAGGCUUAUGGGAAUGGAGUCAUGCUGAGAUCUUCUUCCUCAGCAAUCCUUCCUCUCUAUCUAAUUGAGUAAUUGAGCAAAUUCUCUUCCCCAUCAGGCCAUUCUCAUCAUCCACAUAACAUAAAAGAGAACUGCUCAUAGGGAAAGACAUGAUUUCGAGGUUGGCAGCGACGUUGGUGGCGUUGGUCGUGGUGGCGGAGAGUGCAGUGGGCAGAGCGGCCCUCGUCAAGGUGGGUGGACCGCCUGGUUGGGUCCCGAACACCAAUUACACCGACUGGGCGAGCCACCAGCAAUUCCACGUCGGGGACUGGCUUAAUUUUGUGUUCGACAAGUAUCAGUACGACGUGCUGGAGGUGAACAAGACGGUGUACGAGACCUGCAACAGCCAAGCCGGCUUCAUCACCAACGUCACCCGCGGCGGCCGGGAUGUCUUCCAGCUCACCCAGCCCCGCACCUACUACUUCCUCUGCAGCCGCGGCUUCUGCUGGGGCGGGAUGAAGGUCGCCAUCUCCGUCCAAGAGCCCCCUCCCCCUGUUCCCGCCCCCGCCAAGAGCACCGCCACCUCCUCCGCCCGCCCUUCCCUCCUCCUCACUGUAGCAGCUCUGUCUUUCUUCUCCAAUCCUUUCUUCUCCAUGUGAACAGCAGAUUUCAUGAAUUCUGAUUUUUCUUUAAAGCUUCCCGACAAAUGGUCAAAAAGGAAGAAGCUUGGGAAAGCAGAAAAGCUGGGGGCUUUUGGUGCUUAAUGCUCUGUUCUUAAUACUUAUCCUCCUCCUUUAUAUACACAAUACAUAUCUACAGCAAGCUGUGAUUUAUUGUAUGAAUUGAUCGGCUUUUGAAUGCCCUUUAGACAAUAUAAUUGUUGGUCGUAUGGACAAGA